AACAAGGCUGAGGUUGUAUAAUGCCUUCUACGAGCCAACAUUCACAUUUGAGCAGAAUAUCGAGCACCGUCCGUCAGGAAUUGAUCAAGAGCACUGGAGAGAGUUCCUAGAAUAUCGUGCCAAACCUGAGACGAAGGUAAUCCAGUAUACCAUUGGUAGAAUGUGCUGUAUUUUAUGUAGCAUUAAGUGCUAUUAAAUCAGUAUUUAAUUGUGACUUUAAUUUGGCAUUUAUGGACCGAUAGGAGAAAUGCAAGAAGAACGCGACUAAUCGAUCAAAACAAGUAUAUACCCAUACUGGCGGUUCAAAAAGCUUCGCACGGCGGAUGGAAGAAGAGUCUGAAGAACAAGGAAGAAGAAUUGGUAGAGGAGAGCUAUGGAUAAAAGUGCACAAGAAAAAUGAUGGCUCCUAUAUGAAUGAGGAAGCAAGGGCAAUUGGUGAAAGAAUUGAGGAGAUUGAGCAACAGGAUGAAUCUUCUAGAGUGUUGUCUCAAAAUGAUUCCAUUGCUCAGGUUUUUGGUAAAGAAAAACCGGGUAGAGUACGUGGUGUGGGUUUCGGUCCGACUCCUACCCAACUCUUCGGUUCGAAUUCACGUGCGCCAGGCAACAUAGUCGAAGAAGAGGAGACCCAGAGGAAGUUAUGUGCACUGGAGGCAGAAUUGGAAAGCGAGAAGUUGAAGAGGAAGGCAAUGGAAGACGAGGCAGCAGUAGAUAAGAAAAAGAUGCAGGCGAUGGAGAGAGCUAUGAUUUAUCUUUUUCAAAGGCAGGGUGAGGAGCUGCCGGGAGACAUCGCUGUAGGGAUGAGUUCCGUGGAAUGAAAGAGUGAACAAUAAUAGUAGGAUUAGA
Arachis ipaensis is the source of this 843-nucleotide messenger RNA. The record is from RefSeq and is a predicted model, not a curated record. Lineage: Eukaryota; Viridiplantae; Streptophyta; Magnoliopsida; Fabales; Fabaceae.